Molecule: messenger RNA, 1077 nt
Organism: Hypomesus transpacificus
Lineage: Eukaryota; Metazoa; Chordata; Actinopteri; Osmeriformes; Osmeridae
Exons: 5
Coding region: 85-819 (244 amino acids)
Biological process (GO): B cell differentiation; B cell receptor signaling pathway
Cellular component (GO): B cell receptor complex; external side of plasma membrane
Source: RefSeq, a predicted model, not a curated record
GAGAGAGAGAGAGAGAGAGAGAGUGGGCACCAUAGCCCCCUAAAGGCUAAGUGACACGAUUCAUCCUUAAAUCAGUCUAGAAACAUGAAGCACGUAGUGGGCUGCCUGCUCCUCUCCUCUCUCUGUUCUCUAUCAUCUUGGGGUAUCCAUGACUUGGUGGUGACCCAGUCUCCUCGUGAAGUGACAGUCAAGGAGGGAACCACUGUUCACAUCCACUGCUGCUGGAAUCUGGACAUUAUAAGAGCAAAUGUUGUCUGGAAAAAGAAGAACAAAUGUAUUGAUUCAACGUCUUUCUCUAUACGUGAUUCAGUUAUCAGCAAGCAAUGUCAAGAACAAGCUCAGCACCAUGGAGCUUGUAAUUGCUCAAAUCUGAUACUCUCAAACAUCACAGUAAACGACUCUGGUUUAUACAUCUGUCAAGUAACCAUAGAUAUACCAGUGCUUGUUCAAUCAGAUGGGAAUGGAACCAGCAUAACAGUUACAACCAUCAAACAAGUUAACAUGACAAAUGGAAAAGAAGAAGAAGAUAUCAACCAAUCAAAUCUCCUGUUUAUCAUAAUUCCCCUGGCUGUCCUGGCUAUCCUUUUCUUUGCUGCUCUGUUCGGCUUUUUGAUUAGAAAACACGUCAUGCAUUCGAAGAAUACAGCCAGGGUGAUAUACGAGGCCCCUCACCCUGGAUCAGAGGAGUCUGAUGGCCAGAGCACUAAUUCCUCUAGGGGAUCUACCCAGUGGUGUCAAGUCCAGGUGUACGAAUCUAUCGAUUACUUUGCUGUCGAAGACAAGAAGGAAAAGGAUGAAAGGAUGUCUCAGCUCAUUUAAACCUUUUUUAUAUCUCCACUGUACUGUCUGCAUACUGUAUUAAUAUUCUUGCUGUAAUUAUUUGCUUAUUUUGUCUUUGCCUAAAAAUAUAAAUAUCUGAUGAAGACAACUUUGUUUCUGACACAAACAUGUUUUGUGUGAGAGGAUAUGAACCUGUGCCUGAACCGGAAUUGAGCAAUAGUUCACCAAUACACACUUGUGAUGCUCUAGAUAAGCUUCUCUGAGUUUUUGCCUCGCAUGUGUGUGUGUGGGGGGGGG